UGCAAACGGCGCUGACUCUGGGGCUGCGCGAGCCUCAUCAUCAUCAUCAUCAUCAUCAUCAUCACUACCACCACAACCACCGCAACGGCAGCGUAGACAGCCGACCGAGCAACCGGGCACUUCAACGAUUCGAGGAGCCGGGCGCCAUGGCGGGCCCCCGUUAAAACCAGACCCACAUUUAUCCUCUUUGUUCUCCCUCGACGCCCAGUCUUUACGCGCCUCCGCCGAGGAGGGGCCGCUGGAGAAGCUCUCCCUUUCGGAGCGGAGGAGGAGAAGGAGGAGGUAGGAGCAGCAGCGGCGGCGGCGGCGGCGGUUGAACCGGGGAGGUGUUUUCUACGGUACGGGCUGAAUGGCGGACCGAGAGGCGUCGCCGAUACCGUUGGAGAUCCGAGCCCGGCUGGCGGAGCUGGAGCUGGAACUGUCAGAAGGGGACAUCACUCAGAAGGGUUAUGAGAAGAAGAGGUCCAAGCUGAUCAGGGCAUAUGUUCCUCAUGCUGGAGGUAUGGAGGGGCCCAUGUCCCACCGGGCCCCGCUCGGCCCUCCAUCAGCUGCCCGUUUCCACCGGCGGCGAACCUCCGGUACAAGAGACGAGCGCUACCGAUCAGAUGUCCACACCGAGGCAGUGCAGGCCGUGUUGGCACGACACGUGGAGAGGAAGGUGGCAGUGCCCAUGCCGUCCAAAAGACGCUCACUGGUGGUGCAGACCUCCAUGGAUGCAUACACACCUCCAGGCCUGUCCCCCCUGUGCUCAGACUCGUCGUCGGGCUCGGAGGAGGAGGCGGGGCCAGGUGACGACAUGUCGGGCAUGGAGCACUGGAUGAGCCGCCCUUCACAGUUAGGCCCCGCCCACCUGGGCUCCACCUCCUCCUCGUCCUCGUCCACGCAGAGCGGAGGCAGCGGGAACGCCGGGCGGCUGGCUGACUCGCUGGCACACACACACCUGUCGCACCUGGCGCACACACACCUGGCGCACACACACCUGGGCCAGUCGCACCACCAGCAGAGCCUCUUGUCCCAGUCGCACCAUGGUAUUGGACACCUUUCUCUGAAGAGGAAGGGCGCUCUGAGUGUUGCAGAAAAUGGAGGAUCUCUGCGACGAUCCUGUGAGUUUGGAUCCGACAUGCUGUGGCCACCUCCGCUGGAGUCAGAUGAGAAUCACUCAGCUCCCCCGGAUGUGACGGGCUACUCGUCGGACUCAUCCCACUCCCACACUGAGCGUCACCACAUGGCCAACAUGGGAACCAUCGCCAGGAACACACAGAAGUAUGGAAAUGCAGAGCGCAUGGAGACGGGUGAUGGUGUACCAGUCAGCAGUCGUGUGUCGGCUAAGAUUCAGCAGCUUGUGAACACGCUGAAGCAGCCUCGCAGACCUCCACUACGGGAGUUCUUUGUUGAUGACUUUGAUGAACUUCUAGAAGUCCAGCAGCCAGACCCCAACCAGCCGCGGCCGGAGGGGGCUGAGAUGCUGCUGGUGCGAGGCGAGGCUCUGGGGGUGGUCACAAACUGGCCCCCUUCCCUGGAAGCGGCGCUCCAACGCUGGGGAACCAUUUCCCCUAAAGCCCCUUGCCUCACCAGCCUGGACACAGCAGGGAAGCCCCUCUACGUCCUCACAUACGGAAAGCUGUGGUCUCGCAGCAUCAAACUGGCCUACAACAUCCUCCACAAACUGGGCAGCAAACAGGAGCCCAUGGUGCGACCGGGUGAUCGGGUGGCGCUGGUGUUUCCCAACAACGACCCUGUGGCGUUCAUGGUGGCCUUCUACGGCUGUCUGCUUGCCGAGGUGGUCCCCGUUCCCAUAGAGGUCCCCCUUAGCCGGAAGGAUGCCGGCAGCCAACAGAUUGGCUUCCUGUUGGGCAGCUGUGGCGUUACCGUGGCACUGACCAGCGAUGCCUGUCAUAAAGGUCUGCCCAAGAGCGCAACAGGAGAGAUCCCACAGUUCAAAGGUUGGCCCAAGUUGUUGUGGUUUGUAACAGAGUCGAAGCACCUUUCCAAACCUCCCCGAGACUGGUUUCCCCACAUUAAAGAUGCAAACAACGACACUGCGUACAUAGAGUAUAAAACCUGUAAGGACGGCAGUGUGUUGGGAGUCACGGUGACAAGGAUCGCGCUGCUCACACACUGCCAGGCCCUCACACAGUCCUGCAGCUACACUGAGGCUGAGACCAUUGUGAACGUCUUAGACUUUAAGAAGGACGUUGGCCUGUGGCACGGCAUCCUGACGAGUGUGAUGAACAUGAUGCAUGUGAUCAGCGUGCCGUACUCGCUCAUGAAGGUCAACCCUCUGUCGUGGAUCCAGAAAGUCUGCCAGUACAAAGCUAAAGUGGCCUGUGUGAAGUCCAGAGACAUGCACUGGGCACUGGUGGCCCACAAAGACCAGAAGGAUAUCAACCUGAGCUCACUGCGCAUGCUGCUGGUGGCCGACGGAUCAAACCCCUGGUCUAUCUCGUCCUGCGAUGCCUUCCUCAAUGUAUUUCAGACUAAAGGUCUGAGAGGUGAGGUCAUCUGUCCCUGCGCCAGCUCCCCUGAGGCCCUGACAGUCGCCAUCAGGCGGCCAGUCGAGGACAGCAGCCAGCCUCCGGGCCGAGGCGUCCUGUCCAUGCAGGGUCUGACCUAUGGGGUCGUGCGGGUUGACACAGAAGAACGUCUGUCUGUGCUCACUGUGCAGGACGUGGGCACCGUCACACCAGGAGGUCUGGUCUGUGUGGUGAAGCCUGAAGGCGUCCCUCAGCUCUGUCAGACUGAUGAGAUCGGUGAGUUCUGCGUCUGCUCCAUCGCCACCGGAACCUCCUACUAUGGCCUCACCGGCAUGACCAAGAACACCUUUGAGGUUUACCCCGUGAGCUCCACCGGAGCGCUGAUCAGCGAGUACGCCUUUGUGAGGACCGGACUCCUUGGCUUCAUCGGCCCUGGUGGCCUCGUCUUCAUCACCGGCAAGAUGGAUGGACUCAUCAUGGUGAGCGGGCGCAGACACAACGCCGACGAUAUUGUUGCCACAGCACUGGCAGUGGAGCCGAUGAAAUUCGUCUACAGGGGAAGGAUAGCUGUGUUUUCUGUGACGGUACUAAGGGAUGAGAGGAUCGUGGUGGUGGCUGAGCAGAGACCCGACUCCACAGAGGAGGACAGCUUCCAGUGGAUGAGCCGCGUCCUCCAGGCCAUAGACAGUAUCCACGGAGUUGGCGUCUUCUGCCUGGCUCUGGUCCCGGCCAACACCCUUCCCAAGACUCCUCUGGGCGGCAUCCACCUGUCAGAGAUCAAACAGCUGUACCUGGAGGGGGGGCUGCACCCGUGCAAUGUCCUCAUGUGCCCCCACACUUGUGUUACCAACCUGCCCAAACCGCGGCAGAAACAGCCAGAGAUCGGACCUGCCUCGGUGAUGGUGGGCAAUCUGGUGUCAGGGAAGAGGAUCGCUCAGGCCAGUGGCAGAGAUCUGGGACAGACCGACGACAACGACCAGUUCCUGUUCCUGUCAGAGGUUUUGCAGUGGAGGGCCCAGACCACACCAGACCACGUCCUUUACACACUGCUCAGCUCCCGGGGGGCGGUGUCCAACUCCCUCACCUGCCUGCAGCUGCAUAAGAGAGCAGAGCGGGUGUCUGCUCUGCUGAUGGAGAGAGGAGGUCUGCAGGAAGGAGAUCACGUCGCUCUGGUCUACCCACCAGGUAUCGACCUGAUCGCAGCCUUCUACGGCUGCCUGUACGCUGGCUGCGUUCCUAUAACAGUGAGACCACCUCACCCUCAGAACAUCUCCACCACGCUGCCCACUGUCAAGAUGAUCGUUGAGGUGAGUCAUUCAGCCUGUGUGAUGACCACAGCCGUCAUCUGUAAGCUGCUGCGCUCCAAGGAGGCCAUGGCCACAGUGGACAUCAGGAACUGGCCGCCGGUCCUGGACACUGAUGACCUGCCAAAGAAGAAGCCUCCAGCCCUGUAUAAGCCCACCAACCCUGAUGGCCUGGCCUAUCUGGACUUCAGCGUGUCAACAACCGGCAUGUUGGCCGGAGUUCAGAUGUCCCAUAAUGCCGUUGGAGCCUUCUGCCGGUCAGUGAAGCUGCAGUGUGAGCUGUACCCGUCCAGAGAAGUGGCCAUCUGUCUGGAUCCAUACUGCGGCCUCGGCUUUGUCCUCUGGUGUCUCUGCAGCGUGUAUUCAGGCCAUCAGUCCAUUCUGAUUCCCCCGGUGGAACUGGAGUCCAACCCGGCGCUGUGGCUGCUGGCCGUCAGCCAGCUGAGGGUGCGAGACACCUUCUGCUCCUACAGCGUCAUGGAGCUCUGCACCAAAGGACUCGGCCUGCAGACCGAAGCACUCAAGGCUCGGGGUCUGGAUCUGUCCCGGGUUCGAGCCUGUGUCGUGGUGGCGGAGGAGAGGCCCAGGAUGUCGCUCACACACUCCUUCUCCAAACUCUUCAAAGACCUCGGCCUUCACCCUCGAUCAGUCAGCACGGCGUUCGGCUGCAGAGUCAACCUGGCCAUCUGUCUGCAGGGCACUUCAGGACCCGACCCCACUACUGUGUAUGUCGACAUGAGAGCGCUGCGACACGACAGAGUUCGACUGGUGGAGAGAGGUUCUCCUCACAGUCUGCCAUUAAUGGAGUCUGGAAAGAUCCUGCCCGGAGUCCGCAUUAUCAUUGCCAACCCGGAAACCAAAGGCCCACUGGGAGACUCGCACCUUGGGGAGAUCUGGGUGCACAGUGCUCAUAACGGCAGCGGUUACUACAGCGGUUAUGGCGAGGAGGUUCUUCAGUCCGAUCACUUUAAUUCCAGGCUCAGUUUUGGAGACACUCAAACGGUUUGGGCCAGGACCGGGUACCUUGGCUUCCUGAGACGCACCGAGCUCACAGAUGCUAACGGAGAGAGACAUGAUGCUCUAUUCGUGGUCGGCGCCCUGGAGGAGGCCAUGGAGCUACGAGGGAUGAGAUACCAUCCCAUCGACAUCGAGACCUCUGUCAUCCGUGCCCACAAGAGCAUCAUGGAGUGUGCCGUCUUCCCGUGGACCAACCUGCUGGUGGUCGUGGUGGAGCUGGAGGGCUCAGAGCAGGAGGCCCUGGACCUGGUUCCCAUGGUGACCAAGGCAGUGCUCGAGGAGCACUACCUGAUCGUGGGCGUGGUCGUAGUGACCGACAUUGGCGUCAUCCCCAUCAAUUCACGCGGCGAGAAGCAGCGCAUGCACCUGCGUGACGGCUUCUUACAAGACCAGCUAGACCCCAUCUAUGUGGCCUACAACAUGUAGCCUGUGUGUGUGUGUGUGUGUGUGUGUGUGUGUGUGUGUGUGUGUGUGUGUGAGUGUAUGUGAGAGAGAGAGAGGGUGAGCGAGCAUGCGUUUGUAUGCCGUGCAUAUUGCCGUUGUUGUUCCUUUAUUUCCCAAAAUCAGGAUGUACUGUAUUUUUGAACCUGCGUAUGGUGUGGUCUUAAAUCGUCUGUUUUCUUUAAAGUCGUGCUGUGCCGAUUGAUUGGCUGAUUGAUUGACUGACUGAUUGAUUGCUCAGUGGUGGUGAUAUGACCAUUUUGCACCCCUUUUAAUCUCAUGACCGUAACAGGGCAUCGUCGCUGUAGAAAGCCUUAGGGGAACACUGUGCACAGGCCGAGCGCCUGUCGUUUUUCAGAGGUUAAGAGGUAAAAGUAGAGAAAAAACACUAGAGACUGUGUGUCAUCAUCAUUUUACUGGUCGAAUCCAAAUUCCCAGAUUUGUGGUAUUAUUUCAGUUAGAGCAGGGGCCGCCAGAUUAUUGUAAAAAUAUAAAUAUUGUACAUAGACAUAAUAAUCUAUAUGGAGAGGAACCUAAAACACAAUGAGGUGUAGUAGCCCCUAUAUGCAGCUCUCUCCACCCGCACCCUGUGUGUCUGCAGAGUGUGUUCAUCUGUCUGUGCUUAUGUGUGACAGGGACAUUUUGUGUCAUUUUAAUGCGAUUUUUUAAAACAGAUUUUAUCCUGAUCAAAUAAGAGUCUUAGAUGUGUUUAAUCUGCAGACAGAAACUCAAUAAAACCUCCAUAUCAAUUCAGUGGAAAAAAAAAAAACAACAAUGCAUAUUCUCUGAAUUCUCUGCUUUAGUUUUAAAAAGCCAGAGAAUUUUAAAAAAAAAAGCCUUUUUCUUGUGAUAUUUGUGACUUUUGAUCCAUUUUAAGGCAAAACACUAAGGCUCAAAAAGGUGCCAAUAUGAUUUAGAGCUUGUAAAGUGAACGUCUGGGAGAAUUUCAGUUGUAGAAAGAGGACAAAAGUCUAGAUUUAUUGACUGUGAAUUUACACAGAAAACAGAGAAAUAUGCAUUUGUGUGUGAGUGAAGCAGAAAACGGUGUGUGCUUUCUGUUUAUAGUCAAAGCAUUUAAAGCUUCCACACUGUGUAGCAAAGACCAAAUAAGUACAAUUAAAGUUCUCCCCAACAGGAUUUUUUUUCUAUACAGAAACAAAGAAACAGCAUGUUUUUAUCUCAGUAUAAGAAACUAAUUUCUUUGAUAACAGGUUAAUUUAUCUUGUUAAUGUAUCUCAAAAGAACAAAUAUUCAAGCACUUCUUGACUUUAGAUUUAAUAAAAGAACAUUUUCUAAGUGUAGAAAAUAAAGUGCACAUCUAUGUCUUGAAUUACUGUUGAGUUCUGAUCCUUCCUGAGACGCUGAAGGAAUAAACCAGACAUAUUUUUGACGCCUCGUAAAUGUCUUUGUGAUCUUGACAAAACAGGACAUUUUCUGUAGAUCAGUUAACUCCCUAUGUUGAGAACUAGGCCUUUUGUUUUCUUGAUAUAACAAGAAAAAUGAACUUUAUUAUCUCCAGAUGAGAUGAAUAAAUAAUGUAAUCUUGUGAUAAAUACUUCCAAACACGCUAAGAAAUCAUUUUACAAACUCUGAAUCUUUUUGACCUUUAUUUGGGCCAAUUAGAAUACAUGUGCAAUGUGCAAUACCCAUCAGUUCAGUUCAUUUAAUGCUUCCAAACAGCUAAAUAUCAGCAUCUUUCUCAGUUAAUUUGUAUUUUAACCUGUGAAAAACUGUCAGAUCAUCUUUUUUCCAUGAAGCAGAGUGCACUGUGUGGAUGUAAAAAGAGGGAAUAUUAGUGUUGAAAGGGAAUCCAAGGAUGCGAAAGAGAAUUGAAGAUAAAAAA
This is a messenger RNA of Sphaeramia orbicularis (orbiculate cardinalfish), 7079 nucleotides long. Its product is annotated as disco-interacting protein 2 homolog C-like. The transcript has 38 exons. NCBI's taxonomy places the organism in Eukaryota, Metazoa, Chordata, Actinopteri, Kurtiformes, Apogonidae. The coding region runs from base 350 to 5221 and encodes 1623 amino acids. The record is from RefSeq and is a predicted model, not a curated record.